AUGAGGAAGGACUAUUCGUUCUCCCAGAUCACAAGAAAAGAACAUCAAACAAACAGGUUUCUUGCCUUUUUUCUCUCACGAUUAAUAAUAAUGGGAGAAGAUCGAACUCCGUUUGAUUUAUGCGGUAACAAAACGAUCGUCGGUGGCGCCUUUAUUGCGUAA
Sphenostylis stenocarpa is the source of this 162-nucleotide messenger RNA. The record is from the annotation of a GenBank genome assembly. NCBI's taxonomy places the organism in Eukaryota, Viridiplantae, Streptophyta, Magnoliopsida, Fabales, Fabaceae.